Molecule: messenger RNA, 2564 nt
Organism: Neomonachus schauinslandi (Hawaiian monk seal)
Lineage: Eukaryota; Metazoa; Chordata; Mammalia; Carnivora; Phocidae
Gene: GPKOW
Product: G-patch domain and KOW motifs
Exons: 11
Coding region: 153-1598 (481 amino acids)
Biological process (GO): mRNA splicing, via spliceosome
Cellular component (GO): spliceosomal complex
Molecular function (GO): nucleic acid binding
Source: RefSeq, a predicted model, not a curated record
UUCCUAAGGCCCCUUUUUUUCACCUUCGCCCGCCGAUGCCGCAGUGUUCUAUGGGAAAGGUAGUUCUAGCGCUCGUUGUCUGGCCCCGCUCAAACUGAACCCAAACUAAACUUCCCAGCAAGCAGCGCACUCGCCUGGGAAAGAGGGGCAAGAUGGCGGAUGCUGAAGAGGGUGCUUUGCGGCCGGCAGGAGCCUCCGCUGCCCCAAUUUCGUUCAGCUUCAGUCGCACAUCUGCCCGGAGACGGCUCGCGGACGACGUGGGUGCGGCUCCAGAGGAGAAGGAUUUCUUAAAGACCGUGGAAGGGAGAGAGCUGCAAAGUGUGAAGCCCUCAGAAACCCCCAAGGAACUCGUCAUCCCUUUGAUCAAGAAUGGCCAUCGCAGGCAGCCACCGACCCAGGCCCCUGGGCCAUCCACAAAUACUGAGGCCUUGGUGGAUGGGGUGCUGUCCCAGGCUGUGAAGGAGCUCAUUGAGGACUCCAAGAAGUCCCUGGAGGAGAGAGAGAAUUCGGGUGUCGACCCCACGCUUGCUAUCCCCAUGAUCCAGAAAGGAUGCAUCCCUAACGGGGAAGGGGCAGACCGCGAACCCCGGGCUGAGACAGUGCCGGAGGAAGCUGAUUACAAGGCAGUCCCCGUAGAGGCCUAUGGGCUGGCCAUGUUACGAGGCAUGGGCUGGAAACCUGGCGAGGGCAUUGGCCGCACCUUCAAUCAAGUGGUGAAGCCCCGUGUCAACUUACUGAGGCCAAAGGGGCUAGGGCUGGGCGCCAACCUGAAUGAGGUCCAGGCCCUGGUCUCCACUGGCCCCCACCACCAACCAAAGCCAGAUGAGGAGCAAGAGAAGGAUAAGGAAGACCAGCCUCGAGGACUGGUGCCUGGAGGGGCUGUGGUGGUUCUUUCCGGCCCUCACCGAGGCCUCUACGGGAAGGUAGAAGGCCUCGAUCCUGACAAUGUUCGGGCCGUGGUUCGCCUGGCCGUGGGGAACCGCAUGGUGACUGUUAGUGAGUACUGCCUGCGGCCUGUUUCCCAGCAGGAGUUUGACAAGAACUGCUUGGAUCUCAGCCAGAUGAGCAAAACUUCCCCAGGGCAACAGAACGGAACAGCCUCGUCAUGGAAGGCCCUCCCGGAUCAGGACCUUUCCGGCCGGUGGGAGGACUCAGAGAGGAAGCGGAAACACCUUCCUGACCGACAGGAGGAGCCUGCAGCCAAGAGUGAGAAGGCCGGCCCCCGGAGCCAGCACUGGUUGCACAGGGACCUGCGUGUGCGCUUUGUGGACAGGCAGCACAAGGGCGGCCAGUAUUACAACACCAAGAUGACGAUUGAAGAUGUCCUCAGCCCAGAUACCUGUGUGUGUAGGACAGACGAAGGCCGGAUCCUGGAAGGCAUAAAGGAAGGCAUGCUGGAGACCCUGGUCCCCAAGGUCGAGGGCAACCGGGUGAUGGUGGUGCUGGGGCCACAGGCUGGAAGGGUGGGCCACCUGCUGGGCCGGGACACAGAACGGAGCCGGGCUCUGGUGCAGCUGCGGAGAGAGAAUCAGCUGGUGGAGCUUCACUAUGAUGCUGUCUGCCAGUAUGUGGGCCCCAGGGACUCUGAUGAAGACUGACCCGCGGCCCCACUCCCACCCCCACCCCACCAUCCCCGGCCUGCUGCCGGCUCUGUACAGUGUGAAAAGCCUGUCUUCGCAGAGGUGGGGAGGUCACCAUUCCACCGUCUGCUUGCACUGCAGCUCCAGGACAAGGACAGGGACAGGGCACGAGAUAGACGGACCAGAAGGGAGGCUCGAAACAAACUGAGUAUUUUCCAGAAGUUAGUGUGUAAUAAAAAUCAUUUCCCAAACUUAGUAGAAUGAUGAGGUCAUAAAUGUGUGCUGAGCUGAGUGGAAGUGGGAGCUGGGCUGACUGAGGUGGGAGCCAUUCCGGGCUUCAGCCCCACGGCCCUGUAGGGGCUGACAGGCAAGUCAAAGGAUCCACCUGCUCACGAGCUCAUUCUUGGAACACCGAAGCUAUGAAGUGUGUCCCUUGAGCAGAUACUACGGAGCCCGGAAUGCCGCAUCUCUGCACAACUUUCUGAGUGAGAAUCCCAGCAGUGGCUCUGCUUUUACUCUUGGCCCAGAUCAUAUCUCGCGCCAGUGACGAGAGUCCAGAGGAAAGGGAGGCUUCUACCCACAAAUAGGCUAUGUUUGUGCUACCUCCCAGAGCGGCCAGUUAAUUUUGGGGCCCCCAUUUUAGGCUCCAAACUUUGGCUUGAUGGUAAAAAAGUUUUGUGUGUCCCGGGUAGAAUUUCUCUCAUUCCUCCAGGUAAGUGGACUCUCAGAAAGGUUAUUGUCAGACAGUCCUUAGACUUUUUCCUAUUUAAUGGGCUGAGAUAGAAAAGCAGCAAGGGAAGCCAGAGCUUUAGGCACAAUUGCUUCUAAAUUAUCCCCAGUCACUAAGUUGUUGAUGUAAUAAAUGGUGUAUGAGCUAGAUCUAUACCCCCCAGUAUAAAUUCAUGACAUGUCAGAACAUGGCACAGCACUGGAGAAUUUUUUUUUAAAUAACUGAAUUAUCGCAUUGAAAUUCUUACAACUCUU